AUGCCGAGGAUCUUUCCUCGUCACAAGGACAAACGCAACUCAUCCGAGCAGGAUGAGUACGACGAGAAGGAAGGAUCGCCACCCCCUGAACUAGCAGGCCCAGACCACGACUCGGAUGCUUCCGAUUCAGAGAACCAAGGCGAAUCGCAGGAGGAAGAAGAGCAAUCAAAGUCAAACUAUCCACCGACUGGCUCACUCACACUAGCCGCCUUCAACCCGUACUCCUCCAUCCCUCUCUCGCGUCGAUUGGCGCUCAUCUCUGGCUCCGUGUUUAUCAAUCUCGGCUUGCCUUUCCUCAACGGUGUCAUGCUGGGAUUUGGAGAGAUCUUUGCCAGGGUGGUGGUCGCUCCCGCCUUGGGCAUCACCGGUGUCGGAUGGGCAGGCGAUACUGCAAGAGCAGUUGCCAAUUGGAGCAAUUGGGGCAGGACACCACGAACCACGACGACGGCAGAAAAGCGCUGGAACGACCAUCUGGCCCAGCAGCGUCAGCCAGGCGACUUCGACGAUUGGUCCGCUACCAACGACGGAGUCGCAUCUGGACCCCGCAUGGAGCUCUGA
Molecule: messenger RNA, 558 nt
Organism: Pseudozyma hubeiensis SY62
Lineage: Eukaryota; Fungi; Basidiomycota; Ustilaginomycetes; Ustilaginales; Ustilaginaceae
Product: expressed protein
Exons: 1
Coding region: 1-558 (185 amino acids)
Biological process (GO): mitochondrial outer membrane translocase complex assembly; protein insertion into mitochondrial outer membrane
Cellular component (GO): mitochondrial outer membrane
Source: RefSeq, a predicted model, not a curated record